CCGAAAUUUGGCGUGCCCUUGCAUGUCCUCCCUUCCCCCUGCCCUUACUCCCCAACCUGGUGUCUCUUACCUGGAGCUCCAAUAGCAGCGAGACGUUCCUACAGAUCCGGUUGUUUGUAAGCCCCAAAAUCACGAUACUCCAUCUCACUCCCCACACCCUUGGCCCAUUUGAACACUCAGUCUUAUCAUGUAUCGCAAUGCUGUGCCAUUCUGUCUCGCAUUUUUGUUGCUGGCGUGUUCCAUCCACAGAAUCAGAAGGCUCCUCGGUUGCACUACAGUGUUGGUCUCAUCUAACAUCAGUGGCCACUUCAAUACUUUCGGAAGCCACCAUACUACACCUAUCCAAGCUGCCUUCGCUCCAGUUCCUACAGUUCAAAUUACCGUCAACACCUAUGUCUGUGGAUACACAAAAGCUGCAGCAUCCUGUAUUCUGCGCGUUGCAAGAACUGAACAUAGAAUCCAGCAGCAUGGGACUCUUAAAUGCUUUUUUCAAGAGGUUCUUCGUUGCCCAAAAUCAUUACCUCUUGAAAUCUCUGUUGGUGUGGAUUCCACAUGGCCCUGCCGGCUUCGAUCUCCCGCCUAUCUAAUGGGCGUGCAUACGGCUCACUGGAACAGAUGGAGUCUCAGCAUCGAUAAUCAAUCUGAAGGUUGCAUCACCCCAAUCAAAAUUGCAGUUUUCCGACCACUCUGUGCUUUCCGCAAUCUUCGCAAGCUUGAGUUCAGGGCCUACGACAACUAUAUCUUGCGAUGGGAUGACGCCGCCCUAUUGCAGAUGGCUAAGGCCUGGCCCCUCCUGGAAGUGCUACAUCUCAACAAAUAUGACCAUUCGAGUCGUGGAGUCACUCCAGGCGCUUUCCUUUCGCUGUUGCAGCAUUGCCCGCGUCUAGUCUCGGUGACCGUUAUUGUGAACUGGUCUACUAUCGACGGGCGCGCUGUGUCACUGGAUGCUCCCUACCGAGGAUUUGCACAUAAGGCAAUAUCUGAGGUAUUCUUUGGCAGUCCAAGGAUUCGCCAUCCGACAAGGAUUGCCGCUUUCAUCUCAGUCAUCAUGCCCAGUCUUGGAUCAAUCGUUACAUGGCACCCAGAAUUCGGUAGUAGGAAACACCCAGACUCCGAAAAAUACUCCACUAGGUGGAAAUGCGUCCAGGACUUGAUCAAGAUUUUCUCCGCGGUGCGUGAGCAGGGGAGGAGGAUGGUGCUGAAUGCAGGCGAAGGAGCUGAUGGAAGCGAAGGCCCAUACAACCACUAUGGAAUCGCACAGUUCGUACAUGAGCCCAAAAAUGGAGAUGCGGCGAUUGAUGGUGACAAUGAGGAAGAUGGAGAGGUUUCUGAAGAGGAUGGCGGAAGCGAAGAUGAGUCGGAAUAUAUGUCUGACAAACCCUCAGAGGAGGAAAAUGAAGAGAAUGGCGGAAGCGAAGAUGAGUCAGAGAUAUGUCUGACGAACCCUCAGAGGAGGAAUAAUGAAUUGAGACAUGGACGAUAACGAACAACACUGUUACCUAAGGAUGGUCGCCUGUCCUUGUCUCGCUGGUUGGAAACUCCUUGCCACAUAUCACAGCUCUUUGGACUAUCAUGCCUCGAGUCAGACUCAUCAGUGUCGUCAUCUAGUGUGUAGGUCCAGUAUGAUAACUGCGUGAGGAUUAUCAGCAUCGAGUCAAGAAUACCAUAUGCAUCGCUCUCUAGUUCUUGUUUGCUUUUCCGUCACUCC
Suillus subaureus is the source of this 1708-nucleotide messenger RNA. RefSeq lists its product as uncharacterized. Lineage: Eukaryota; Fungi; Basidiomycota; Agaricomycetes; Boletales; Suillaceae. The transcript is spliced from 2 exons. The record is from RefSeq and is a predicted model, not a curated record. The coding region runs from base 188 to 1483 and encodes 431 amino acids.